UUGCGCGCCGUCUCACAACAACGACUCCGCCCUCCACGCCCAGCACACCAACCAACCCACCCUUCACAUCACCCAUCCCCAUCCAACCGCGCCCGACCGACAACUCAUUUGUGUCACCGUUGCCCCGAAACAGUCAUGAUCCUGCCCUCUGUCGCUGUUCUGGCCGUACUUCUAUCGCCGUUAGCCGUUUUUGGCCAGGAUGAUGCUACCACGUCGGCCGGCGCGGUUGCACAGCCUGUGUGCGGUGUGAAUCAGCUGUUCAACGGACAAAUUUGUACCUGUGCACCUGGAUAUUUUUCAUCAGCUAACGAUGAAUCAAAGUCAAGAUGUGAAGAUGAGUGCGAAGAGGUGUACUAUUCUUUCUUCACGUACGGCAAAUGCGUUGGUGACAUCUUCGGUAGACUUCCCAGGGAUCAACAACCAGCAUGUAAUCCUUCGUUGUGGAGUAAG
Cooperia oncophora is the source of this 450-nucleotide messenger RNA. NCBI's taxonomy places the organism in Eukaryota, Metazoa, Nematoda, Chromadorea, Rhabditida, Trichostrongylidae. The record is from the annotation of a GenBank genome assembly.